AUGACCAACUUUGUUAACACCGCUGACGACGAGCUCUACAAAGGUCUCGAGGCUCAGAGAACCGCCUUGAAGCGGAAUGACAGCUCUAAUAUCAAAACCGAGAGUGGAGGCAGCGACAAUGUCAUCUCCCAGCCCCGCGCGCAAAAUUCCGGGGCUGCCUAA
Messenger RNA from Lobosporangium transversale, 162 nucleotides. RefSeq lists its product as hypothetical. The record is from RefSeq and is a predicted model, not a curated record. NCBI's taxonomy places the organism in Eukaryota, Fungi, Mortierellomycota, Mortierellomycetes, Mortierellales, Mortierellaceae. The transcript has 2 exons. The coding region runs from base 1 to 162 and encodes 53 amino acids.